Messenger RNA from Silurus meridionalis, 2131 nucleotides. RefSeq names its product nidogen-1-like. The coding region runs from base 11 to 733 and encodes 240 amino acids. The record is from RefSeq and is a predicted model, not a curated record. Lineage: Eukaryota; Metazoa; Chordata; Actinopteri; Siluriformes; Siluridae. The transcript has 5 exons.
GUCUAAAGAUAUGUUCUUUUUGUUAAUGCCAACAGAUUUAGAAAGUCCUGAAGGAAUAGCAAUCGACCACCUGUCUAGAAACAUGUACUGGACAGACUCUGCCUUGGACCGGAUUGAGGUGUCCAGGCUUGAUGGACAGCAUCGGCGCAUGCUCUUUGACACUGACCUUGUAAACCCCAGGGCCAUCAUUGCUGACCCAGUUAAUGGACGUCUCUACUGGUCAGACUGGAACAGAGACCAGCCUAAGAUUGAGAUGUCCAACAUGGAUGGUACAGACAGGGUUGUUCUUGUGCAUGAUAACAUAGAACUCCCCAAUGGACUCUCCUUUGACCCACAUACCAGGCAGCUGUGCUGGGCAGAUGCAGGAACACGUAAGGUGGAGUGCAUUAACCCGUACACUCGGCUGAGGAGAAAGGUGGUGGAAGGACUACAGUACCCCUUUAGCAUUGUCUCUUCUGGAAGAAACCUUUACUAUACAGACUGGAGAAGGCAAGCUGUGGUAUCUGUGGACCAAGUGACAGGGAAAGAGGUGGAUGAGUUCCUCCCUCAGAAGAGAUCACGUCUCUACGGCAUUACCACCUCGUACACACAAUGCCCUCAAGCUGAAAGAAACUACUGCUCAAGCAACAACGGUGGCUGUUCACACUUGUGUCUGCCGCGGCCAGGAGGCUUUACCUGCCGCUGCCCUGACACCCAGGACCCCACCUGCAUUGAGAGGGAUCGUCAUAUCUGAAAGCGGCUGAAUAAUGGACAAGCAGGUGUGUCGACGAGACAUGGACAAAGCAACACCUGUGACACAUAAUACAAGGACAAAGAAAACAUUGCAUAUUGUAAUUAGGGAGAGAAGAUCCAUUUCCUAUCAGUCAUUUAACCCCACCCCCAUCACUAAAGUCCUGGGACAUUGCAGAUGUGAUGUAGUAAUGUGUAAAAGAGGAAUAAAUGAAGUUAGACAUGGAGAUCAUAUGGAGUCCUAUGUAAACCGUAAGAGAAGGAGAUCUCAGGAUAAAAUUCGAUGAAGAGGAGCAAGCACAGAGAGCUGAAAUGAACUGCAGAAAGAAGGAAGCGUGUAAUUAUGGUGCUUUUUUUUCCAACUGUGACCAAAAGGGGACAUCCAGGGGUCUGUGAGCCGGGGCAAGAAGUUUCAAGUCAUCUUGUUGAUUUUUUUAAAUGAUUACAAUUCGUAUAGUUAAAAUUUUAUGUAUACUAUUAACAGGUUAUGUGGUAAUUUAGUUAUUGAGGUUUAUACUUUCCAUUGACUUUAGUGAGAAGUUCAUGUGUGAAGUCUUAAAUCAUGUGGAAACAAAAUAUAGCCAUACAUGUGCAUUAUAGCGAGCAAGUAACUGCCACGUUUGUUUUCCUGUGUUGACUGUAUGGGGUAUGGGGUAGAAGGGGUGGGAUAGUUAUGGGUUGGAUAUUAUCACUAUAUGAAUUAUUUACAUACAUCAAUAUAAUAGUUACAAUUAUUUUCCAGUAUUGUUCUUAGAAUACCACUUUUUAAUUGUAAAAAAAAGUAAAUGGCUAUAUGUAGUAAAUGGCUAUAGACACACUAUGUUAAAACCAUAUUCAGGUUAAAAAAACAGGCUAAAUUACAUUUACAAAUGUAGUCAUCAGCCAAGACAUGAAUCUUCUUUGGUAUUACUACAGCCCAUAGUUUCAAGUUUUCAACAUUCUCUAGAGAAAAAUAAAGUAGAAACCCUCCUACUUUACAGAAAUAUCCAAUUUGACUUGAAAAUGACCUGUGUUAUACAUUGUGAUAUUGAUCACAUCAAGCUUUUCUUACUUGAGAACAUCAUUAGCCUCAAAGUAAAUAACGCAUGUCUUUGUUGAUCGACUAUACUUGAGGGAAAUUGGAAACUGUGUUAAUUUUAUUACUGACAAACUAUUUGAAGAUGUUCAGGUUUACAAGCUUUAAGCCGGAUGCCGAGGUGCUGUCCGUCUGGAUUGAGCACCGCUGGGGAAUGCGUUGGCCUUCAUGACCUCAUCCGCCAUAUGGGGCUUCACACACUCACCAGUAAUGCAUUAGAUAACCAUGUAUGUGUUGAUUGUGCAGCUGGGAAAAGGAGAUGGGAAAAGUUUCCAAUUCAUACAGCUGUCUAAUAAAAAUAAAAUUAAAAAUUUUUUUUUUUUUUAA